This is a messenger RNA of Teleopsis dalmanni, 1026 nucleotides long. Its product is annotated as alpha-tocopherol transfer protein-like. Lineage: Eukaryota; Metazoa; Arthropoda; Insecta; Diptera; Diopsidae. Gene Ontology annotation, cellular component: membrane. The transcript is spliced from 5 exons. The coding region runs from base 68 to 961 and encodes 297 amino acids. Gene Ontology annotation, molecular function: phosphatidylinositol bisphosphate binding. The record is from RefSeq and is a predicted model, not a curated record.
AAAAGCCAAUAAUAUAUAUUCUAAAAUAAAAUAUAAAAUUUUAAUUUGAGAGAAAAAAGUUGUAAUCAUGAACGCCGCAGAACUGAGUGCACAAUAUAAUAACUUUCCGGAUAUUCAACGCUCGGAAGUAAAAAAAUUUGUCGAAUGGAUACGCGCCCAACCGCACAUGCAAAAUUUAUCCGAAGCGGAAGCUUUGCAUUUCUUCCACGCCUGUCAUUACAGCAUGGAGAAUGCCAAGCAAGUGAUUGAUACCAAUCUAACCGUACGAACCCAUUGCGAAGAGUUCUUUUCAAAUCUGGAUAUUGAACGUCCAGAACUGAAACGUGCUAUGAAUACUGUUGAUGUAUUCCCAUUACCUAAAUCAACACCAGAAGGAUAUAAAAUUUUUGUGGGUAAAUUAAAUGAUCCUAAUGCAUCGAAUUUUAAUUACGCUGACUGCAUGAAACUGUAUUGUAUGGUAUAUGAUUUAUGGAUGUAUGAAGAUGGCAUAAAACCAGGACAUAUAAUUGUACUUGAUUUGAAAAAUUGCUCUUUGGGUCACCUUGCUCGUAUUGGGAUACUGCAAAUGAAGAAGUUUCUAUUUUAUUUGCAAGAAGCAGCUGCUAUACGAUUAAUAGGAUUUCAUUUUAUUAAUAUUGUGCCCUUCAUGGAUAAAUUACUCGCACUAAUGAAUCCAUUUAUGAAAAAAGAGUUAAAGAAUGUAUUAUAUUUACAUAACAAUAUGGAGGAUUUCUUCAAUUAUGUACCACAAAAUAUAUUGCCCGAGGACUACGGUGGAAAUGAAGCUGCAUGUGAUGUACUUAGAGAUAAUUACUAUCAAAAACUACGAGAUUACCGUUUGGAUAUGAUGGAGUUCGAAAAGCGUCAUCAGAUCAAUGAAAAACUACGACCAGGCAAACCAAAAACUUCAUCUGAUUUAUUUGGCAUAGAAGGAAACUUUAAAAAAUUAGAAAUCGAUUGAUAUAUUUAUUUGUUUAUAUGAUUCUUAUUAUUGGUAUGGGUUCAGAAAUAAAUAUUGUUUAAUAA